AUGGCAGCCAUACACGAGAGGGAUGGCAGCCAUACACAAGAGGGAUGGCAGCCGUACAAACACAACCCGUCACAUCCAAAGGGACUGUACACCAGGGACUCUACGUCAGGGACUCUACGCCAGGGACUCUACGUCAAGGACUCUACGCCAGGGACUCUACGUCAAGGACUCUACGACAGGGACUCUACGCCAGGGACUCUACGUCAAGGACUCUACGCCAGGGACUCUACGCCAGGGACUCUACGCCAGGGACUCUACGCCAGGGACUCUACGCCAGGGACUCUACGCCAGGGACUCUACGCCAGGGACUCUACGCCAGGGACUCUACGCCAGGGACUCUACGCCAGGGACUCUACCCCAGGGACUCUACGUCAAGGACGCUGCGUGGAAUAA
Molecule: messenger RNA, 393 nt
Organism: Procambarus clarkii (red swamp crayfish)
Lineage: Eukaryota; Metazoa; Arthropoda; Malacostraca; Decapoda; Cambaridae
Source: RefSeq, a predicted model, not a curated record